This is a messenger RNA of Brenthis ino (lesser marbled fritillary), 327 nucleotides long. NCBI's taxonomy places the organism in Eukaryota, Metazoa, Arthropoda, Insecta, Lepidoptera, Nymphalidae. The record is from the annotation of a GenBank genome assembly.
AUGCCAAAAAUAUUGAUGUGUCUCGCAAUACUGGCUGUUGUGGCUAUGGUAGAGUCAAGACCAUCAAGCGAUAUAGAAAAAGUUCCGUGUGUAGGAUGUAAUCCGCCAGAGAAUAUAACCCGAACGAAACGGUGUUUGAGAGAUAUUAUUCUUGGAAUGAGACAUUUCGUGGACAAUUUAAUAUUUGGCCGAGAUCUGUCAAGUAAACCAAAAAUUAUUCAAAUUGGAAACGGAUAUCGUAAUAAUAAUAAAGUGUAUAUCUCAAGCCCGGAUGGUCUUUAUAAUUAUGAGCCUCACGGAACUGAUCAGCGCUAUUCAGAUUUUUCA